Molecule: messenger RNA, 900 nt
Organism: Microplitis mediator
Lineage: Eukaryota; Metazoa; Arthropoda; Insecta; Hymenoptera; Braconidae
Product: GATA zinc finger domain-containing protein 14-like
Exons: 2
Source: RefSeq, a predicted model, not a curated record
AAUAAUAAUAAUAAUAAUAAUAAUAAUAAUAAUAAUAAUAAUAAUAAUAAUAAUAAUAAUAAUAAUAAUAAUAAUAAUAAUAAUAAUAAUAAUAAUAAUAAUAAUAAUAAUAAUAAUAAUAAUAAUAAUAAUAAUAAUAAUAAUAAUAAUAAUAAUAAUAAUAAUAAUAAUAAUAAUAAUAAUAAUAAUAAUAAUAAUAAUAAUAAUAAUAAUAAUAAUAAUAAUAAUAAUAAUAAUAAUAAUAAUAAUAAUAAUAAUAAUAAUAAUAAUAAUAAUAAUAAUAAUAAUAAUAAUAAUAAUAAUAAUAAUAAUAAUAAUAAUAAUAAUAAUAAUAAUAAUAAUAAUAAUAAUAAUAAUAAUAAUAAUAAUAAUAAUAAUAAUAAUAAUAAUAAUAAUAAUAAUAAUAAUAAUAAUAAUAAUAAUAAUAAUAAUAAUAAUAAUAAUAAUAAUAAUAAUAAUAAUAAUAAUAAUAAUAAUAAUAAUAAUAAUAAUAAUAAUAAUAAUAAUAAUAAUAAUAAUAAUAAUAAUAAUAAUAAUAAUAAUAAUAAUAAUAAUAAUAAUAAUAAUAAUAAUAAUAAUAAUAAUAAUAAUAAUAAUAAUAAUAAUAAUAAUAAUAAUAAUAAUAAUAAUAAUAAUAAUAAUAAUAAUAAUAAUAAUAAUAAUAAUAAUAAUAAUAAUAAUAAUAAUAAUAAUAAUAAUAAUAAUAAUAAUAAUAAUAAUAAUAAUAAUAAUAAUAAUAAUAAUAAUAAUAAUAAUAAUAAUAAUAAUAAUAAUAAUAAUAAUAAUAAUAAUAAUAAUAAUAAUAAUAAUAAUAAUAAUAAUAAUAAUAAUAAUAAUAAUAAUAAUAAUAAUAAAUGGGAAAAAACAAUAUCUCAAGUCUGUAUCGAUUGGCAAAAAUAA